Messenger RNA from Penicillium bovifimosum, 468 nucleotides. RefSeq lists its product as uncharacterized. The transcript has 3 exons. Lineage: Eukaryota; Fungi; Ascomycota; Eurotiomycetes; Eurotiales; Aspergillaceae. The record is from RefSeq and is a predicted model, not a curated record. The coding region runs from base 1 to 468 and encodes 155 amino acids.
AUGAAGUUCACAACAGCUAUUGUCGCCUCCCUGGUGGGAACCAGUACUGCCUUGUUCGACAAGAACCAGCCUUGGGGUAAACGCGACUACGCCUGCGUUAAUGUCUACCAAGGCAUCCCGGACAACUCGACUGUUUCCGCUGGUCAGACUGUGCAAGUCCGGUUUGAUCGCAAGCCUACUGGACGCUGCCCCGAUCCGUUGGCCCAGUAUCCUGGCGACGACUACAGUGUGUGGUUGUAUAAUAACCCCGUACGCAAUCGGGAUGUCAUCUCCUUUGACCAGUCGAUUAAGAUUACCGACGGUGUAAAGGAGAAGGCGGGUGUUGUCUCUGUCACUAUCCCUAAGAACUUGCCUGAAGUCAAGGAUGGCUCGGUUUGGUAUUUGAGGGUUGGGACUACUCUUUCUACGGCCCCUCAGAUGCCCAGCUUGUUCAACGCUGCCGGUCCGUUCACAAUUGCCCAUGCGUAA